CAACAUCCGUUGCUUACUUCCUGUCCGUACCCGUCAAACAUGGCGCUGCUACUAAGGACAUUGGCGCGUCAGGGAGUGUGUGUCUGCAGGCCGCAGGGCAGUGUCCUCUUCAGACAUGCGGCUCCAAUGGGAACCACAGCGAAGGAGGAGAUGAACAAGUUUUGGGACAAAAAUACCAGGCUCAACAGACCCAUGUCCCCUCACAUCAGCGUCUACAAGUGGUCCGUCCCCAUGAUGAUGUCCAUCACACACAGAGGAACUGGAGUUGGCCUCAGUGGAGCUAUUUCCGCCUUUGCCAUAGCUGCUCUGGUUCUGCCAGGAAGUUACCCUCACUAUCUCGACCUCAUCCACUCUCUCUCUGUUGGCCCGUUCCUCCUCGGCCUGGCCAAGUUCGGCAUUGCCUUCCCCGUGUCCUUCCACACCUACAACGGGAUCCGCCAUUUGUGUUGGGAUGUUGGCAAAGGUUUCAAAAUGCCUGAGGUGUACCGCACGGGCUACACCGUGAUCGGCCUGUCCGUCAUCACCUCUAUCGCCCUCGCCGCUUUCUUCUGAGCUCAGCACCAGCAAGUCAAAGUGCAUUGUGGGAUUUUUUUUGUGUGCGCAUAUGUUGCGUGGCAUCAGAGUAUUAAAUAAAGACAUGUUUGUUUAAA
Molecule: messenger RNA, 650 nt
Organism: Nerophis lumbriciformis (worm pipefish)
Lineage: Eukaryota; Metazoa; Chordata; Actinopteri; Syngnathiformes; Syngnathidae
Gene: sdhc
Product: succinate dehydrogenase complex, subunit C, integral membrane protein
Biological process (GO): mitochondrial electron transport, succinate to ubiquinone; tricarboxylic acid cycle
Cellular component (GO): respiratory chain complex II (succinate dehydrogenase); membrane
Molecular function (GO): electron transfer activity
Source: RefSeq, a predicted model, not a curated record